This is a messenger RNA of Engraulis encrasicolus (European anchovy), 2011 nucleotides long. Its product is annotated as beta-1,3-galactosyl-O-glycosyl-glycoprotein beta-1,6-N-acetylglucosaminyltransferase 3-like. The record is from RefSeq and is a predicted model, not a curated record. Gene Ontology annotation, cellular component: membrane. The transcript has a single exon. Gene Ontology annotation, molecular function: acetylglucosaminyltransferase activity. Bases 72 to 1355 code for a protein of 427 amino acids. Lineage: Eukaryota; Metazoa; Chordata; Actinopteri; Clupeiformes; Engraulidae.
AGCAUGUCCCUUCAGAAUGUCUAAUUAAAGGAGGGUUUUUUUAUUUUCAAUGGCACAUACUUGCAGGCACCAUGGCUCUCCACUUUAGGCAAAAUACGACAAAAUCUGUGGUUACCAUACUACUGUUCAUGUGCCUGAGUAUAGGCAUAUUGAAGUUCUCCAAAUUCCAACGGACUAAAGUGAUGUGUUCCCAGAAGCCACCGGUUCAGGAGCUGAGGGAAGAUCAGGCAUGUCUGGCAGUCAUAAAGGGGGAUGUUGGACUGGCUUCUCAUGAGGACCUAAGGAGGCUUCUAACAAAGAAGAAAAAAACUGAUGUGUUGUCUGAGUCUUUCUACCUCAAGCAAGCAAACGAUUGCAGUGCUUUUAUAUCAGAUAGAGGAUACGUUACUGCAACUCUGAGCGAAGAGGAGAGGGACUUCCCCAUCGCCUACUCCAUGGUGAUCCAUGAGAAGAUUGAGAUGUUCGAGCGGCUCCUCAGAGCUCUUUACGCACCACAGAAUGUUUACUGUGUGCAUGUGGACAAGAAGGCACCGGAGCCGUUCCAAAAGGCUGUGGAGGCUAUAGCUUCCUGUUUCCCUAAUGUGUUUUUGGCAGCUAAGCAGGAGACGAUAGUUUAUGCCUCCUGGUCACGAGUCCAGGCUGACCUGAACUGCAUGGGAGAGCUGCUCGAUUCACCUGUGAAGUGGCGAUACAUUCUCAACACCUGUGGAGCUGACUUUCCCAUCAAAACCAACGCGGAGAUAGUGCAAGCACUGAAACUGCUCAAUGGCAAAAACAGCUUGGAGUCCGAGGAGACUCCUGGACAUAAAAAGGUUCGGUGGGAGCGCCAUCAUGUAGUGACGGGGUCUUCCGUUGUUGAGACUAAUAUCACAAAAAACCCUGCACCCAUCAGCACACCCAUGUUUUCUGGGAAUGCGUACUUUGUGUUGAGGAGAGAGUUUGUGGAGCAGCUGUAUAAAAACCCAGAGGCUAAGGCUUUGCUGGAGUGGGAGAAGGACACAUACAGUCCGGAUGAACACCUGUGGGCAACUCUCCAGCGCAUGCCCACCAUGCCAGGAUCCAUCCCUCCCAACAACAAAUAUCACACAUCUGACAUGAUCUCCAUUGCCCGUCUAGUGAAGUGGUCAUAUCUUGAAGGCGACAUAUGGAAGGGAGCCCCUUAUCCCCCUUGUCACGGUGGACACAGACAUUCAGUGUGUGUUUACGGACUUGGGGAUCUCACAUGGAUGCUACAACAACAUCAUUUGCUUGCCAACAAAUUUGACCCAGAAGUGGAUGGGGUCGCACUUACAUGCCUGGAGAAAUAUUUGCGUAAAAAGGCGAUUGAUUGGACAGACACUCAGGUUUGCUACUAAACAACACAGCAGCACAUGAACAUGAAUAUGAACAUUUUCAGGAUAUUGACAAUGCACAACUCGCCUCAUAUGGGGUCAGUGAAAUCUACUUCCACUAAUGUUUAGAAGUGAAAGAUCUUCAAAAUGAAAUCACAGUGUAAGUAGGUGGACAUUUUACUUUGAGAUUUGCAAUUUUGUUAUCUUUUAGUCUUGGGUGGGGUGUAACUCAUUCAAAGUUGUGAGAUAUCUUUGUUUUAGUACAGUAGUAACUUUAUUGAUCCCGGGGGGAAUUAAGGUGUCAAGUAGCUUACAUAAAUACACACAAUUCCCACAUGGUCAUUUCAAGAGACAUAUAACACAGGUAAUAGUCAGGGAAGGAAGAAUACAAACUACAGAAAAAAUAUCAUUUUAGUUUUAGGUUUGCAAGUGAAGUUAGAAGGAGAGUUUUACAAGCUUUCUAUGUGCUGACUCACAUUCAGGUAAGACAGGUAAAAGGUUUAUUUUACACUUCUAAAAUGAACACACACUAUCUUAUUAUGUAAUAGAUAUGGACCCAAGCUGCUACUGUCAUUUGCACUGAUUGUGAAUUUAUAAUGUCUUUUAUGAUGCAUGUUUGCCAACUGUGCCAACAUUUACAACUGGCAGAGUGUGUAUUUGAACGUGUCAUGCCUCAUGCC